CGAUGCUGGAGAUAUGAGGACUCGCCUGCGAAAUCAUCCAUCCAUCCUCUUCCCUCACUUCGACCGCUGUGGCCUGCGGCAGCAGUACUGUAACCCCCAGAACACACCCCAUCCAUGACCCCCGCCUCCAGAUGCCACCUGCACCCCGUCGACCAAUUUCUCCUUUAGCUCUCGAGACAUGCGCGCCGCUCGACACCGAUACCGAUACCUGUUCGCUGGCGGGCUCGGAUGAUGAGCUUGACCCGGGCCAGCUCCUAGCGCAGCGCCGGAGGAUUGAAAGGCUCGGAGAGGCGUAUCUGAAGGGCACGCCUCUCUUCAUUCUUUCCGCGUCUCUUCGAGGUCCGCUGGACAAAAACUGGGUGAAUCCAUGGAAAAAGUAUAGGAGGAACGACAACGGUCCGACGGAGCCACAAGUCAUACCGGAAACCAACUCUCGCAAGCGCCGACACCACCAGAGCCCGCCGGUCGCCACUCACUCGAAACCGACAGAUACGCGGCGAGCGUCAUCUCACGCUGAGACACCUCGCAAAGCCGUGCCAAGGAUUGAUUCUAGGGACAGAACAAUUCGGCUGGAACCACCGGCAUCUGGGAGUCGGUCUCCUCGUUUUAUCCAAUCGAACAGUACGGACACGCGCUGGUUGAAAAAGGACAAGGUUUCUACGCGGUUUCAGACUAUCGACCCUCCAACAUCUCCAACAGCCAGUAUAUCUAUCCGUCAGCCGAAAGGAGGCGUGUCAACCGGCUCUCCGUCAGUUAGCGGAGCAGGAACGGCCAGCUUUGACUCGGCUAGACCUCUGAGAAUUCAGCGACCCAAACCAUCGGCACAUCAUAAGUCAAGCCCUACGUCUAGAUCGGAGACAUAUUCUGCUCUUUCAGAUGGCCGUGCACCUGAAGCUAAUUCACGAAAUGAUGACUCGCAAUCUGGAAACGGCGGUGGAUCGGUUUAUGUGGUAUCAUCAUCAUCUCAGUUACCGAAAUUUGAAUACCGGCUGAAACAACGCCGAGAAUCAUAUGCAAAGGUAAAGAAUCCGCCUCUUCCCCAGCGGACAGAGGAUAAAGUUGGCGAAGCUGCGGCUGUUGAGGAUGGGGCCGAACAGCCUCCGCGAAAGUCGCCUCUAGAGCUACAUCCUGAACCUACUGCUAGGCGAAAAGCGGGGGACUCGCUAACAUGGACAAACACUCCUAAUACCAUUGAGAAUCCUUCAGCAGAAUUACUGGACGAAGCGCAGGCUAGUCAGACAAAAAUAAGUACCACAAGUGAAAACAACCUACCAUCCGCGCAACAUGCACCUGGCAAUCCGCCGCCUCCUGAUAACCUUACGUCCCUUUAUUCGAUUGCAGUGUCUAAGGCCACUUCAAAUCGUACUGAAGAUCAAACCAAUGAUCAACACUAUUCAACCCAAGCGGCCGUCAUGAUGGCACAGAAGUCUUUCCAAAAUGACCUCCGAAGUCCGAGAGAUACUUCACAGACGUCGGCAAAAAAAAGACGGGCAUCUCAAUCAUCAAGUAAACAAUCCCCAAAUCCAGUCAACAUCACUCCAUUCCACAAGCUGAAUGAUCCUGGCCUGGAUACUGUCGACGGAGUCGGUAACCGAGAGAAUGGAGUACCGCUGAUCAGUACGCAAUACAUCAUCGACGCCGCGACACCUUUCACGUUCAGUACGGAGAAGAAGGCUGGAUUCCGCACGCUAUCGUCUGGCAUGGAUAAAUCAAAGACCAAGAAACGAAGAACGACUAGCUUCGCAGUUUCGUCACCAUCUGGAGCUCCAUCGGAUCAUUUGACAUCCGACGAAGAGGGUGCUAAAAACGCAAUGCAGGAUCAGCCCGCAGGGACCGGUGCUUCGCCUUCCGGAUCGCAACGGAGCGCUUUCCCAAUGACUUUGACCGGCACAACGCCACCGACGGCUCAGGAAGCUCGAAACGCGGAGAGCUUUGAUUUAAGCCAGGCGAUUGCGGAGGCCGGCAGCUGGUUGCAACAAAGUUUCGAGAUCAAUAAGGACAUCACUCAUUGCAGGACUACUGCGCUUCCUCAGUCUUAUUCUGCAAACCCAACACAUUGA
Molecule: messenger RNA, 2060 nt
Organism: Aspergillus nidulans FGSC A4
Lineage: Eukaryota; Fungi; Ascomycota; Eurotiomycetes; Eurotiales; Aspergillaceae
Exons: 1
Coding region: 132-2060 (642 amino acids)
Source: RefSeq, a predicted model, not a curated record